AGCUUUGAAGUGUUUUGUGUUGGGCGAAGGAGGGAGAGAGAUAGAGAGAGAGAGAGAGAGAGAGAGAGAGAGAGAGAGAGAACAAUGGCUUCCACUUCCUGCUUCUUGCACCACCACGCUCUCACCACUCCCGCCAGGACUUCGUCCCAGCGCUACGCGGUGAGCUCCAGGCCCGCCCAGAUAGUCUGCCGGGCCCAGAGGCAGGCCGCCGGAGAGGAGGAUGUCGCCGUUGUUUCCCGUCGUUUGGCUCUGACUGUCCUCAUCGGGACCGCCGCUGUCGCGUCCAAGGUUUCCCCUGCUGACGCUGCCUACGGUGAAGCUGCCAAUGUGUUUGGGAAGCCAAAAUCAAACACCGACUUCUUACCCUACCAAGGAGAUGGGUUCAAGUUGAACAUCCCAUCAAAGUGGAACCCAAGCAAAGAGGUUGAGUACCCGGGUCAGGUGCUCAGAUACGAGGACAACUUCGACUCCACCAGCAACAUCGCUGUCAUGGUCACCCCAACUGACAAGAAGUCAAUUACCGAUUACGGCUCCCCUGAGGAGUUCCUAUCAAAGGUGGACUACUUGCUGGGCAAGCAAGCAUACUUCGGAAAUACUGAUGCUGAGGGUGGCUUCGACUCCGGUGCUGUGGCGACUGCAAAUGUCCUGGAGAGCUCCAAAUCUAGCGUCGGCGGGAAAGAUUACUACUUCUUGUCUGUCCUAACAAGGACUGCUGACGGAGAUGAAGGUGGCAAGCACCAGCUUAUCACAGCCACCGUUGACAAUGGGAAGCUAUACAUCUGCAAGGCUCAAGCAGGAGACAAGAGAUGGUUCAAGGGAGCAAGGAGGUUCGUGGAGAGCGCCGCGAGCUCAUUCAGUCUCGCUUGAGCAUGCUUUCUACCAUAGUUUGUAUGUAGAUCGCUUGUAUGCUUAUGGUUUCUACUCUGAAUGGCCAACGCUUUUUGGAGAAACUUGUUGAAAAUGUAACUGAGAGAGCUGAUUAAUGAAGGGCCUGUUGGACAGUUGUGGAUACUGUGUAAUGCUUAAGAUUGUGUCGGCUGCUUAAGUUA
Molecule: messenger RNA, 1049 nt
Organism: Punica granatum (pomegranate)
Lineage: Eukaryota; Viridiplantae; Streptophyta; Magnoliopsida; Myrtales; Lythraceae
Source: RefSeq, a predicted model, not a curated record